UCCAAUGUACAGGUAGCCACGUAAACUGUACGAUGCAUGUUAUUUACAUACUUGUACUCGUAAUAACGACAGUCGGCGGCGUCAGUGCGUACUCCAGUGAUGAUACUCAAUACAUACUACGGGAAAUCCGUCACAUGCGCCGGGAGCACUCCGAUCGGAUAAGGACAUGUGAACAAAAAGUCGAUACAAUCCUAGCGGAAAACCGUAAACUCAUACAGCGAAUGGUUAUUCUUGAAAAUGAAAACAAGAUCAUGGUUAGAAGACUUUCUGCGCUUGAAAAAAAAAUGCUUGAUAAAAACAACUCGGUAAACGCUCUAGAAAUUGCAACAGAAAGAAAGUCUAGUGUAAACAUUCUCAAACCUUCAUCAUUACCAUCGCCAAUAUCGACGACUGACAAGGACACACGAGCAAAGACCAAUGAUAACAGACGAAUCACCGAUGAUUUCAUCGAUGUUCCUCUCAAAACGACAAGAAGGAAACACACUGUUGAAACGGAUACAAGCCAGUCAGGUAUCCGUGAAAAGAUGAUGACCAAGGAAAAACGAGUCGGUCCCAUGGAAAAUGCAGUGGGGUUUUACGCAGCCUUAGCCCCAGAUAUGUCCUUGGGGGACCAACAGGACCUGAAGUUUGAUCAUGUUUAUACAAACAUUGGCCAGGGCUACGAACCAAGGGACGGUCACUUCAACGCUCCUGUUGCUGGUUUAUACCUGUUAUCUGCGACAAUCCUUAGUGCUGGAACCACAACCGAUGACAUGUUACUUGAAUUUGUUAAAAAUGGAGUAAACGUUGGCCAAGUAUAUGCAACAAGGAGUUUAAACGAAGGUUCUAGAGUUAUCGUUCUUUCCCUUGACGUUGGAGAUAUGGUUUGGGUCCGUCACAUGACCGGAGAUCCUGGGACCGUCGCAAACGGAUCCCAUUACAGCUCCUUCUCCGGUGUUCUAAUUUCAGCGUUUGAAAAAUGUAGUACAAGUGUUCAUUAGUUGGUGAAUAGCCUGUGUCCUCGGUCGAUAUCACUCUAUCCGGUCCAUAUAACAACGAAUCGACCUCGACAAUAGUCCAUAAUUGAUAAAAAUGGGUAUUUAACCCUACUGCACACCAGUUAUUACUGGUUAUUAUUGGUUGAAGAGUAUUUAUUCAAUCAGAAAUACUAGUAUGGUUAAUACAGUUUUGUUUCUGUGACUCCAGUUGCAAGACUAUAACGAAGGUCUUUAUGAGAAGUUCUUUUUACAUAUACAAUAAGAUUUUAUAUGUGACGUUU
Mizuhopecten yessoensis (Yesso scallop) is the source of this 1258-nucleotide messenger RNA. RefSeq lists its product as uncharacterized. Gene Ontology annotation, molecular function: protein binding. Bases 33 to 980 code for a protein of 315 amino acids. The transcript is spliced from 4 exons. NCBI's taxonomy places the organism in Eukaryota, Metazoa, Mollusca, Bivalvia, Pectinida, Pectinidae. The record is from RefSeq and is a predicted model, not a curated record.